AUGAAGGCUCUCGCUUUGCUGCUGCUGCUGGCCCUCGUCGGCGUGGUAGCCGCAUGGUCCAAGGAAGACUAUGAAAUCUUUCGACUGCGCGAUGAGCUGGCCACAUCAGAAGGAGCCAAUGUGACUUUCUACGAUUUCCUCGAGGUCCGACCGAACGCCAACCAAGAACAAAUUGUCAAGGCCCACCGCAAAAAGUCGAAGAAUCUGCACCCGGACAAGGUCCGCCGCUCAUUCAUCGCCAACUACGCCAAGGACAAGUCCAAGGCCAAGUCCUCCCAGCCCGGCGUCCACGUUAACAAGGGCCCCUCUAAACGCGAGGUCGAUGCCGCCAUCAAGGAAGCAAACGCCCGCUCCGCCCGGUUGAACCUGGUCGCCAACGUUCUCAAGGGCCCCGGCCGCGAACGCUACGACCACUUCCUCCGCCACGGCUUCCCCCUGUGGAAGGGCACCGGCUACUACUACUCCCGCUUCCGCCCCGGUCUCGGCUCUGUCCUGCUCGGUCUGUUCCUCGUCUUCGGCGGCGCGGCCCACUACGGCGCCCUGAUUCUUGGCUGGAAGCGCCAACGUGAAUUCGUCGAUCGUUAUAUCCGCCAGGCGCGCCGCGCCGCCUGGGGCGAUGAGCUCGGCGUGCGAGGUAUACCCGGUGUGGAUGCGGAUGUCAGUGCCCCCGCGCCGACCCCGGAUGCCGCUGACAGCGGCGCUGUCGCCAUGAACCGCCGCCAGAAGCGCAUGAUGGAUAAGGAGAACCGCAAGGAGAAGAAGGGCGGGCGCGCUGCAGGUCGGAGCUCUGGCACCGCCACCCCGACCGAGCAGCCUGUGGUCUCGGCUGGCGAGCGCAAGCGCGUCAUGGCCGAGAACGGCAAGGUCUUGAUUGUCGAUUCCGCCGGCAAUGUCUUCUUGGAGGAGGACUCCGAGGACGGCGAGCGCCAGGAGUUCCUGCUCGAUAUUGACGAGAUCCACCGGCCCACCCUCCGCGACACCAUGGUCUGUAAGCUGCCUAUUUGGUGCUACCACCAAACGCUUGGUCGUGUCUUGGGCUCGUCAGCCGCAGAAGGGGAGGAAGACGUCCCGGCAGACGAGCUGCUGGCUGAAGAGACCAGCGGCACGACAGCAACGGCAAAGCCGGCGACGCGGCGACGCGCCAAACGUAACCAGCGGUCAUAG
Penicillium macrosclerotiorum is the source of this 1164-nucleotide messenger RNA. RefSeq lists its product as uncharacterized. The transcript has 3 exons. The record is from RefSeq and is a predicted model, not a curated record. Gene Ontology annotation, cellular component: endomembrane system. Bases 1 to 1164 code for a protein of 387 amino acids. NCBI's taxonomy places the organism in Eukaryota, Fungi, Ascomycota, Eurotiomycetes, Eurotiales, Aspergillaceae.